Molecule: messenger RNA, 1611 nt
Organism: Paramisgurnus dabryanus
Lineage: Eukaryota; Metazoa; Chordata; Actinopteri; Cypriniformes; Cobitidae
Source: RefSeq, a predicted model, not a curated record
GUCGUUACUAUUUAUGAGAAGAAGCGUCGCCAUAGUAGGAUCUGCUGUUCAUUCAUAGAUGGCAACAAUGUAUGUAUCUGCUGCUUCGUGAAGAGGAGGAUGUGUGUCGUGACUGACGGUCAGUACUUAACAGAAGUUCAGGAACUCGAGUCGCAGUUUUCUUUCUGAAAUGAAGCUGAAGAAGAAACAAAACUCCUCUAAUGACUUACUAUGAGAAAGUUUGCGUCGCUUUUAAGGAAAGCUGUAUUUAUCAGAGAUGAUUACCACUGUGUUACCAACUGUGCCCUCCACGAGCUCACCAGUGGACCCGAGGACAAUCUACGUGGGUGCAUUCUGUUGCGUGGCAUUUUUUCUGAUGAUUGUGGUGUUGCUGUUUACUGUGUUUCGGAAGAUUCCUCCCUGCUGCAAAAAGAGGGUUUAUCAGGAAUCUCGUACUGACAUGGAAGCCCCACCGCAGUACUACAACAGCAGACAGACUCUCGUGGGUUCUUCUGAUAUGGAGCAAACGCGUGACACAGGUCAUGAUAAUAUGAGCGCACAGACAGGGUCUUUGUUCCUCAUCGGUGUGCCCAGCAGCUACUAUCUUUCCUCGCUGGAGCCUCCUCUUCCUCGUCUGCCCUCUUACGAGAGCGUACGCAAGAAAGACAGACAACGGCAGAUUCACAUGAUGAUAGCCGAUCGCUUCGGACUGAACGCAUCCGGUGAACCUGAGCCACCUCCGACGUACGAGGAGAGCAUUCGUCAGUCUGUCCAGUCCAUCGAUGUUCCCAUUGACAUCCUGGCACCUGACGAGCCCCCACACACUUCACCUCCAGAGUCCUGCACAGAUCUCCCUUCAUAUGAAGAGCACAUCACAGACUCACAAAAUCCCAGCGGCACUCUUAAUUAAAACACAACUCAUGGGAAUAUGUGGAAAUAAAACAUGAAAUCUACUGUGAGUGAAAACUGAGCUGCUGUGGGGUCGCCCUGAUGUCUCUGAACACUAAGACAAAUGUGGAUGUUUAUUUGCUGUGCUUGCACAAGACAGCAAAAGUAGGACAUGUUGUCUUACCUAUGCAAUAUCUUGCACUGCCUAGUGCACAAGCAGAAGAGACAGAUCACGAAAAGGGAAAGAGAAAAAGUAAGGCAUGUUGGAUUUGACUGUUAAAGGCAACAUGGUCCCAUUAUAAUGACUAAGAACAAGAAUAUAAAUAAAUAUUUGAUUUUUUUUAUCCAUUGAUCCAACAACACUCCAACCAUCUUUGAGCUGUGAUGCCAUUGAGUUCCCACACUUUAAAGACAAGAUCUGAGCAAAACCUGAAUUUGGAGUUUAUUAUACAUUUUGUAAUUAUAAAUUGUACGAUUUAACAUAUUUUUUAAAUAGAUAACUUUUACGGUCCUGGAAAUCUUAACAGGAACUUAUGUUGAAAAGUUUUUACAUUAUUUUGAGAAAUGUUUGAAUUCACGUCUGCACAAUAAGAUCAGGGCAUUCAAUGAUGUAAAAGGGUUCAGAUUUGAUUCAAUGUUGUGUUUUUUUUUUUUUGCAGAGAUGGCAGGUUCAUCUCACACCAAAGUAGCAAUCGUUGUACUGUUUGUCUUGCACAAAAAGGGAUUAGAAGCCAUUUGGGCAUU